AUGACCUUCUCUGAGGAGGUGUUCGAGAACAUGAUGCGUCUGCCCGGAGGACAGUGGGUCGCCAUGACGGACGCCUACACGGACGUGAACGGAGAGAAGGCGGUCCCCAAAGAGGAGGUGGAGUGUCCGUCAGGCUGGAAGUGGGCGGAGCCAGAGUGGAGCGAGGACCUGAACCGAGCCGUGGACGAGCAAGGAUGGGAGUAUGGCAUCACCCUUCCUCCGGACAGACGUCCAAAGUCCUGGGUUCCUUCAGAGAAGAUGUAUCACACAAACAGACGCAGACGAUGGACCAGACUCAGACACAGAGACCUGAGCCAGAGGAGCUGCCUCACCAAGCAGCGGGCCGAGGACCUGGAGGGCUGGGAGUACGCCUCAGUGUUUGGAUGGAGGUUUCACACCAAACCCCGAAAGACGGACAGCUUCAGGAGAAGGAGGUGGAGGUGUCGCAUGGAGCCUCUGGAGAGGACCGGCCCCGCGGCCAUCUUUGAUCUGGAGUGCUCUCUGAGCAGUAUUGAGGAUCGUAGUGAGGACAAGUCCGUCACGACCACGUUCGGAGUGAGCAGACCGACCAUCUCCUGCUUCUUUGACCGAGGAACUCGGUACCAUCUGCGCUGCUACAUGUACCAGGCCCGAGACCUGCCCCCCAUGGACAAGGACAGCUUCUCUGACCCAUAUGCUGUGGUCUCCUUCCUGCAUCAGUCCCAGAAGACCGUCACAGUCCGGAACUCCCUGAACCCGACCUGGGACCAGACCCUGGUCUUCUAUGAGGUGGAGAUCUUCGGACACCCGGAGCACCUGCGGGAAAACCCUCCAGAGGUUGUGGUGGAGCUGUACGACCAGGACUCAUACGGAGCAGACGAGUUCAUGGGUCGGUGUGUGUGUCCCCCGUCCUUCGACCCAGAGCCUCGUCUUUCCUGGUUCCCCAUCCUCAGAGGGGGAGGCAGCGGGGGACAGCUGCUGGCGGCGUUUCACAUCCUGCAGAGAGACCAGCCGUCUCUUCACCACAUCCCGGGACAAGAGGGCGACGUGGUGACCUCCUACCAAGCUCUGGAUGAGCUCCUCUUCAGUGGCCUGGUCCCCGACGACCAGCAAUGGUCCCAACAGUCGGAUCUGCCGCCGCCGCCUCCUCAGAGAGAACCCAACGUCUACAUGGUUCCACAGGGAAUCAAACCAGCACUGCAGAGGACCGCUAUUGAGGUCCUGCUGUGGGGGCUGAGGAGCCUGAAGAGCUUCCAGCUGGCCAGUGUUACCUCCCCCAGCCUGCAGGUGGAGUGUGGAGGCGUCACUGUGCAGAGCUGCGUCAUCCACAACGUGAAGAAGAAACCAAACUUUGACAUCAACACACUCCUGCUGGACGUGUUGCUGCCUGUGGAGGACCUGUACAUUCCUCCCAUCGUGGUCAAAGUCAUCGAUAACCGUCAGUUCGGGAGGAGGCCGGUGGUGGGACAGUGCACCAUCACGGCCCUGGACCAGUACCGCUGUGGUCCGGGACAAGACCAGGACCGGGACCAGGACCAGGAGGAGGGCCCCCGCUUCUCAAGUGAGACCACACUCAGACCUCUGCGUGGGAAGAGUUCAGUCAACUUCACUUUAAUGUAUUUGACUGAGGACUGA
This is a messenger RNA of Knipowitschia caucasica, 1614 nucleotides long. The record is from the annotation of a GenBank genome assembly. NCBI's taxonomy places the organism in Eukaryota, Metazoa, Chordata, Actinopteri, Gobiiformes, Gobiidae.